AUGGCCACAAGUCCAAUCAUUUCACAAUCUUUCAAAAGAUUACAAAGUGGUACAAGGGAUGAUGGUGACACUGAUACGAUCGUUUAUUUUAUACAUUAUCGUGAAUGUAAAAAAUUAAAAGAGAAUGUUGACUUGGACAAUAGUAUACAAUUACAUUAUCAAUCUUUAUCAACAUUAAUCGAUCAUUGUAAUAAUAAUAAUCAAAAUAAUAAUAAUAAUAAUAAUAAUUUUAAAAUAGAUAAAACUGUAAUACAUAAUGAGAUCAAAUCACUCUUUUCAUCACAACAACAACAAUUGACAACACCAUUAUAUUAUAUAUUUUGGAUUAUUGAACUCUGUUAUCAAUAUGAAAAAGUAUCAUCCCCUAAUCAAAUACCAAAAUCAAAAUAUUUUAAUUAUUUAUUAUUCCAAAAAAUUAAUCAAGAUAUUAAUAUUAAUCAAAAUAAUAAUAAUAGUGAAGAAUUAAUUAAAUAUUUAUUAAAAAGAUGUGGUUUGGAAAUUAUAUGUAAAUAUGGUAAUUUAAAAUUGGUACAACAAACAUAUAAUCAUAUUCUUGGUUUGGCUGAACAAUUACAAAAAAAACAAGUGGCGGGUUACCAAAUUAUUGGUUUGGAAUCCAAAGAUCUAGAUGUUUUUAGAUUUUUGGUUGAUAGAUUAUCAACUCUUCCUUAUGCACCAAGAAUAACAUUUAGCGAUGUGAGAGUUGCAUCAUUGGUUCCAAAAAUGAUUAAAAAGGAAAUGUGGAGUCAUUUAGAGUAUUUGGCCGAUCAUUUCAACAUACCAUUACAAUUACAUUUGGCAGUCAUUCAGAAAUUAAUGUGGGAGGGACAGUCAACGUUGGCACAUAAAUUCCUUGCCAAAACAAACUUUUUAUUUUGGUCACUUGACGUGAAACCAAUACCAGUAAACUCUGCCGAUAUGGCUAGGGUAUUGGAAGAUCGGUUUCAUCUACCAAUCCUCCCAGGUGAAUUUGUACAAGAUGAUCAACAAGCCAAGGAAAUGAUCGAUUAUUUCCUAUUGAAUGACCAACAUCAUCCAGAAACGAUCCAAUCAUUUUUUAAAAUGAUGGGUCGUAUUGCUGUACAAUCUGGUCGAUGGAAUAGUCAAUUAGAAAAAAUGCAUCCACUACCCAGUGUAUUUGAUGGAGACCAAUUAAUACAAUCGAUGGAUGUUGAAAUGAUGAAGCUGGCCAUGUCACUAGGCAUUCAACUUGAAAUACAAACCAAAGAAGCUUGUUUCCUAAUUGAGAUAGAUAGAUUAGAAGAAAAUAAUAUAGCUAUGAAUGGAAUAAUAAAAUCAUAUAUCGAUGCAUCUAGAUUAUAUGCAUUUCCACCAAUUAUAUUAUAUAUUAUAACAUCAAUAUCUAUAGCAAUUGGUAGUGGAAAUGUAUACUUGCCAAAAGAUCCGAUGGGACAACAUUAUAUUCUAAUGUUUUGUCUGUUGUUUAUGGUAUCCUUUUUUGGUCAUUCACUAUACUAUUCGAUCAACACCUAUGUUGACUUUAUCUCUGGAGUGGACGACCCCAAGACAGCAUGUGACAGAACACUAUUUGACAAAAUGUCACUUGGCAGACACAAAAAAUGCAUUCUCUUUUCUUUUGUCUCGAUGCUCGCAAGUACCUACAUACUCACUAUGUUUUGUCAUGGUGAAACGGAAUGGCUUAAACAAGUGUUUAAAAGUUAUUGCUUGGGUCUAUCAAUAAUAGCCAUCACUUACACACCCCUUAAAUAUAUUGCACUGGGACCAUUAAAUUUUGUAUUCUACAUAUUCAUGACAAUGUCAGUUUACUAUUGUCUCUUUACCAACCACCUACCAGACAAGUGGUUCAUAGUAUACAGUCCUUUGGUGGCACUAUUCAUCACAACUUGUCUCAUUUCAGGAUACCAUAGAGAUAUCGACGACGAUGCCAAAGCCGGUAUCAUAACACUAAACAUUCUACUUGGGAAAAAGAAUUCUAUUAGAUUUAUAUUUUUUUUAUUAUUUUGUUAUCAUGCAUUGAUUGUUUUCUUGUCACUACAUUAUCGGAACUAUCCCAUGUUGGUAUCUGCGAUGGUGUCAAUACCAAAAGUUGUCAAUGUCUACAAAGACGUCGUGUUAAAGGGUGACACCAAGAUGAUUCAUCUCAAGACCCUCUAUGCUCUAACUCCGAGUUAUCUAUUAUACUGUGCUUCCAUUAUUUGUAUCCGAUACAAAUAA
Molecule: messenger RNA, 2196 nt
Organism: Cavenderia fasciculata
Lineage: Eukaryota; Evosea; Eumycetozoa; Acytosteliales; Cavenderiaceae
Exons: 6
Coding region: 1-2196 (731 amino acids)
Biological process (GO): vitamin K biosynthetic process; menaquinone biosynthetic process
Cellular component (GO): membrane
Molecular function (GO): prenyltransferase activity
Source: RefSeq, a predicted model, not a curated record